Messenger RNA from Anopheles bellator, 1251 nucleotides. Its product is annotated as peritrophin-1-like. NCBI's taxonomy places the organism in Eukaryota, Metazoa, Arthropoda, Insecta, Diptera, Culicidae. Gene Ontology annotation, molecular function: chitin binding. The coding region runs from base 58 to 534 and encodes 158 amino acids. The record is from RefSeq and is a predicted model, not a curated record. The transcript is spliced from 2 exons. Gene Ontology annotation, cellular component: extracellular region.
UUCAUUCAAGUGAAUAGCGUAUAUUCCGCGCACGCCAUAUUUAACCCUAGCUCCGCAAUGUCAGUGUCAGUGCUUAUUGGCGUCUGUGUAGUUCUUCUCGCACCGAAUGCCCUAGCCGAUGGCCGGUGCCCACCGAGAGAUGAUCCUCUGCUGCCUCCCGUACUUCUGCCGCAUCCGACCAAUUGCGAUAAGUUCGUGAUCUGCAGCCAUGGGUUCGAAGUGACGAGUAAAUGCCCACCCGGUUUGGAGUGGAACGAUCGGCGGAAACAGUGUGACUACCCGUCGGAAGCUCAGUGUGUGCCGCAGGACGGCAGCAGCAGUACCGUAGUGGCCGCAACCGCUGACGACGGCUGUCCGCCCGUGUACGAUCCCGAUCAUAUGGUCUACAUUGCGCACGCCACCGAUUGCACCAAGUACUACAUCUGCGACCCGUACGGCGUGCCACUUCAGCAGAAUUGCCCACCGGGGCUUCACUGGAACCCACGGGUGGACUACUGUGACUUUCCAGAGUUGGCCUCGUGCGAAGUGGCUUAGUCGCGGAGUGGCGUUGGAUUCCCCGGCGCUAGGCGUCAAGUGGUCUCCAUUAGGGCGUUGUCGAAUUGAACAUAGCAAUAGAUAAGAUGUAAGGUACAAACAAACCUCGGGGUUCUUCUGUUUUUUUAAGUGUCUACCAUGGCAUCAACAAUCGUCGUGUUCACCCAUCACAGGAGCGAACCUGGCCACAACGUGGUUCGGGGAACUGCACCAUCGAGUGGACUUAUUUUAAAGGCCCGCUCCGGCCGGAGCGUGUGGUGGGUUCGCCUUCGGACCCGGGUUCGACCUGGUUUGGGGAGUUUUGAAAAUAAAUUUUAUCCUUCCCCCAACUGUUACAGCAUCCGGAAUUGGUGGAACGAUGAUCGUACGUGGCGACGCGAUGGCCAGUAGUUUGCCAACUGUCAUCAGGAGCACGUGCGCCACGGUGGCACGUGAAGACACAUGAUGUGAACCGAGUCGGGCUACGUUAUGGCCUGGCUCGGGGUUCGCGCUGCUGUACGAGCGGUUUUUGGGGAGCAUAAAAAUGUCGGUUAAAAUUGCGUCCUACAUAUUCGUCACCGGUGGCGAGUUGGUCGUCUUGGAGUUUGUGCGCCUUUCACGGGUUUUUUCUUCUUCUGCUAGACACAGAUACGAGACACUCGUAACCAUCGCAGCGAGGGUUUUCAACUGAUCAAAUUUUGUCGUAGGGACAAACCUUGAAGAGACCACAUAAAUCGA